Bradysia coprophila is the source of this 1030-nucleotide messenger RNA. Its product is annotated as apolipoprotein D-like. Gene Ontology annotation, cellular component: cytoplasm. The record is from RefSeq and is a predicted model, not a curated record. Gene Ontology annotation, biological process: response to reactive oxygen species; lipid metabolic process. Gene Ontology annotation, molecular function: pigment binding. NCBI's taxonomy places the organism in Eukaryota, Metazoa, Arthropoda, Insecta, Diptera, Sciaridae.
CCAAAUCUGGAUCGGAAGUAGUUUCAAGUGUUUUCUUUCUUCAGUUAAUAAUUCGUUUUUGAAUUCAAAUCUCGUUGAAAAAGAAAACUUUUAUUUUCGAAGAACUUCUUUAGCUUGAUGUGAUUAGAAGAAAGUGAUAUGACGCUGAUGGUUUACAAACAAAUUCUUAUUGGGCUGAUUUAUUUAAGCUCAAUUACGAAAUGCCAAAUACCAUCGAUCGGCGGCUGUCGCACAAUUCAGACGACGCUCAAGCUUAAAAUAGAGCAAUAUUUGGGCACAUGGUAUGAGGUUGAACGAUAUUUUACGAUCAAUGAAUUGGCAUCUCGCUGUAUCGCAGCUACAUACGAACGAAGAGCUGAUGGGAAAAUAUGGGUGAACAAUGUGAUGACGAAUCAAAUAACAAACGUUCAACAAAAUAUGUCUGGUACAGUGGAACUAACCGGGGUCGGUGUCGGUGGCGAAGCAACGUACACUAUUCAUUACACAACUCUACUGGUAAAUUACAACAUCACAAUGACCGUAUUGGGAACGGACUAUAAUAACUACGCGGUAGUUUGGUCGUGUAAUGGAAUUGGAUCGGUUGUGCAUUCAGAAUCAGCAUGGCUGAUGACGAGAAAACGAAAUCCCCCGGCUCAUGUAUUGAAAAAAGCUUACCGUGUCUUGAAACAAUUUGGAUUCUCUCGCUCAUCUUUCCUGAAAACGGAUCAAAAUAAUUGCGAUGCUGUUCCACCAGUUCUAUUUAAUAGAACAAUAGAAAUUCCACGGGAUCCAGACGAGGAUGAAGACGAGGACGAAGACUGAUCUGUGAUGCCGGGCACGAAUUCGCAGGACAAUAUUUCGAAUCAUGCUAAGUUGGUACAUUAUCUAUUUGAUCGUGUGAAAAUUGUUGUAAUAACUUUGUUCAUCCUUCAGAGGAAUUUUACCUCAAGUUUUUGAAUAAAAUACCUUACUUGACAAUGGGGCAAAUUCUUGUUUCAUACAAGAAGUACCAUUUCCAUCAUUUGCCCCAUUGCCUAGUACUGUACUAUAU